AAUCGUAUCUUUGGCAAAUUAUAUCUGCCGUAUAAAAGUCAAGAAUAGUUAAAAGAAAAUCAAGAUAUUUUUUCGUAUAGAUUUUGUUGUUCCUUUAAUUUCUUUUUAAUUUUCGAAAAGAAAUCAAUAUGCCACGAUUUCACAAGGUGGAAAUUAAUAAAACAGAAUGGAUUGUGCCCGAAAGAUAUCAAAUGUUAACACCUGUAGGAUCAGGAGCUUACGGUCAAGUUUGUUCCUCUGUAGACACUCUGCAUAAUGUAAAAGUGGCAAUAAAGAAAUUGGCGAGGCCGUUUCAGUCAGCAGUGCAUGCAAAGAGAACCUAUCGUGAGCUACGCAUGUUAAAGCAUAUGAAUCAUGAAAAUGUUAUUGGAUUACUGGAUGUCUUUAGUCCAGAAAAAACCAUAGAGGAGUUUCAACAGGUGUAUCUGGUGACACACUUGAUGGGAGCUGAUCUGAACAAUAUAAUCCGUACACAGAAAUUAUCUGAUGACCAUGUACAGUUUCUGGUCUACCAGAUUCUCCGAGGACUUAAGUAUAUUCACUCUGCAGGCAUCAUUCACAGGGACUUAAAGCCCUCAAACAUUGCAGUAAAUGAGGAUUGUGAGCUGAAAAUAUUGGACUUUGGUUUAGCUAGGCCUACUGAAACUGAAAUGACAGGCUAUGUAGCUACAAGGUGGUAUAGAGCACCUGAAAUUAUGCUCAACUGGAUGCAUUAUAACCAGACUGUGGACAUAUGGUCAGUUGGUUGCAUAAUGGCUGAACUGUUGACUAGCAGGACCCUAUUUCCAGGCACAGAUCAUAUUCAUCAAUUGAAUCUGAUCAUGGAAGUACUUGGGACACCUAGUCAGGAAUUCAUGCAGAAGAUUUCCUCUGAGUCUGCUCGCAACUAUAUUCAGACCCUACCCUCUCUGAAGAAACGUGAUUUUCGUCAAGUGUUCCGCGGUGCGAAUCCUUUAGCAAUCAGCUUGCUGGAACGUAUGUUAGAAUUGGAUGCCGAUAAGCGCAUAACUGCGGAGGAAGCGCUUGCACACGAGUACUUGGCUCAGUACGCUGACCCGACAGAUGAGCCCGAGUCCACACCGUAUGACGAGAGCUUCGAAGACAUGGAUCUCCCGGUUGAGCAGUGGAAAGAUUUGGUUUGGAAAGAAGUCAUAGAAUUUAAACCUCAUCCGCAGCACAUGAACACAGUGGUUGAAGUUAACACUUCAUAAUUUCUUAUUUGAAUGUUUUUCUAUGAAUAUAUUUUAUUGUGUUUAUGACCUGUAGGGACCCGCUUGUAAUACCAACUAGUCUAAUGGUGUACUGCGUUUAUGGUACUCAUUAUGUCUUGAUGUUACCACGUGCAAUAAUACAAUUUGAUUAAUAGAUGGCAUUGCUGGACAAUGCAUUACCUGCAGCAAUGUUUAUAUUUACAUGUUGGUUCAUUGCUCGUUUUAAAAAUAUCAUAUGGUAAUGAAGUCUUUCUUAUAUUUGAAACAUGUUUAAAUUAAAAAAAAAUGUUUUAUAAUAUAGGUAGCAACGAUUUCUAGCUUAGUAUAUUUUAUUGUAAUGAAUUGCGAGAAAGAAAAACACAAUUAUGUCCUACUGCCGAUUAAUAUUGUAUAGAUUGUAAAAUACUUUUUUAUAAUUUAUUGAUCGAAGGAAAGUGUUAAUUGCGUAUUUUUUUCAUAUAUACAUAUAUCUAUAAAUUGAAUGAAAUGUAAGUGUAUUAAAAGAUAAAAUCAUUUAUCUAAAUAGAUAAUCAAACUGCCUGUAAUGUAUGUAGAUAUACACAUCUAUAUAUUGUAAGGUAUAAUGGAAAGGGUAUAUAAUCAAGGGCAUUCUCAAAGAAAUAUUGGGUGUAAUGUAAUUUUUUUUUUUGUAUCUUUUGUCACUUGUACGAAAUAAUGACUAUUGACCCUUUUGGGUAUAAAAACUUACAAAUUCAUUUGCCUACCCAUACAAAACACGCAUUAUCUGUAGAUCUACGAUGGAUUUUG
Molecule: messenger RNA, 1979 nt
Organism: Achroia grisella
Lineage: Eukaryota; Metazoa; Arthropoda; Insecta; Lepidoptera; Pyralidae
Gene: P38mapk
Product: mitogen-activated protein kinase p38b-like
Exons: 9
Coding region: 129-1211 (360 amino acids)
Biological process (GO): protein phosphorylation; intracellular signal transduction
Cellular component (GO): nucleus; cytoplasm
Molecular function (GO): MAP kinase activity; ATP binding
Source: RefSeq, a predicted model, not a curated record